Messenger RNA from Belonocnema kinseyi, 1962 nucleotides. RefSeq lists its product as uncharacterized. The transcript is spliced from 3 exons. The record is from RefSeq and is a predicted model, not a curated record. NCBI's taxonomy places the organism in Eukaryota, Metazoa, Arthropoda, Insecta, Hymenoptera, Cynipidae. Bases 1 to 1962 code for a protein of 653 amino acids.
AUGCGUUAUGACAUACCCAUGGUUUUGAAUCAGUUAAUAUUCGUAGAAAAGUUAUUUACACUUGACGAAUUAAAUUUGAGGUUGCCCGGAUUCGAUUACGGAGAGAACGAUAACAUAAAUAAACCCUUAGGCGUUUCAGAGAAUCAAAUUAAACCAAACAACGAGGAUCAGCAGCAGCAGCCGUCACUGGUCCAGAGUUCAUCUCAAAGGUUAGCAAAAAUUAAAGUUUUUAAAGCUAGAAUCAGCAACGCACAACGUAUGCUAGCCAAUUUCGAGAAACUUCUGGCCGACUAUGUACCGGAAAGAGAUUUUCCUGUUCUAGAAAUAAGAGAAAAGGAACUAGCUUUUGAACGCGAAAAUUUCGAUAAAUUCAUAUCCGAAAUGGAGUUACUUGAGGAUGAUUCCGAUUAUGGAAACGUCAGAACUAAAUUUGAUGAAAGCUAUUUUUCGUGCUAUAAUCCCGAGUUUCACAAGCCAUCUGAUAUCGACAUUCUUAUUGGCGUCAAACUCUUUUAUAAACUCUUGUGUGUUGGUCAAAUUGAGUUAAAAAAUCAUCCGAACGUUGUGCUGCAAAAAACUCAACUCGGAUGGAUCGUAACGGGAGAAAUAAAUAGCCCUUCUCCUACAACCAAAGUUCAGUGUCAUCUCGCGAUAAACUCAACACCUCUCGACUCGAGUCUCACUAAAUUUUGGGAAGUCGAGGAAAUUCCCAAGUCAAAAUUACUUUCCGCUGAAGAAAGGGCAUGCGAAGUCCAUUUUGCAAAUAAUACGCAACGUGAUGCCACUGGCCGUUACAUUGUCAAAUUGCCCUUCAAUGAAAAUAAAGGUAAACUCGGAGACUCGCUCCCAAUUGCUUCUCGUCGUUUCGCAUACUUAGAAAAUCGUUUCGUAAAAAAUCCUGAAUUAAAAAAGGAGUAUUCUAUAUUUCUAGAGGAAUAUGAGACUUUAAAUCACAUGUCGCUUAUUAAAAAUUCAAACUCUGCUGAACUUGGAUUCUACCUUCCACAUCAUGCCGUGGUAAAAUCGGAUAGUCUCACCACUAAAAUUCGUGUCGUUUUCGAUGGUUCCGCCAAAACUUCCUCUGGCAUUUCUCUAAAUGAUUCGCUGAUGGUCGGUCCUACGAUUCAGGACGAUCUUUUCUCUUUAUUAACUCGAUUUCGUACUCACAAAUAUGCCCUCACUGCAGACAUAGAAAAAAUGUACCGUCAGGUCUUAGUACAUACCGAUGACGCUGUCUAUCAAAAAAUACUUUCUCGCGAAAACCAAAAUGCACCUAUAAAAAUAUACUCGUUAAAUACUGUCACAUACGGUACUUCCCGCGCGUCUUUUCUGGCCACUCGCGCAUUACAUCAAUUAGCCAACGACGAAGGAGCACAGCAUCCAAUCGCUGCUGCCUUUUUGAAAAGAGAUUUUUAUGUCGAUGAUCUCUUAACCGGCGCAAGCACGUGGCACGAAGCCGCCUUUCUUCGAAAUGAUCUCAGUAAACUCCUGGAAAAGGGAGGAUUUCCUCUUCGCAAGUGGGCUUCAAAUGACCCCACUCUACUUUCGGACGUUCCCGUUAACCCUUCCGAUACUCACAUGUCGCUCGAUCCAAAAUCUACGAUAAAAACUUUAGGAAUUCAGUGGAAUCCUCGUCAAGAUUUCAUUUUUUAUUCAGUGAACUUGUCGGACUGCCCAAAGCAAGUCACAAAGCGUUCCAUUCUUUCGCAGGUCGCAAAACUAUUCGACCCACUAGGUUUAUUGGGUCCUGUAAUUGUCAAAGCCAAGAUUAUUAUUCAACUUUUAUGGAAAGCUGGCGUUUCUUGGGACGGCUCAAUUCCUCUUAGUAUCCACACUAUGUGGACCGAAUACAAAGAGCAAUUGCCACUUUUAAGUGACGUCAGAUUUGAUUGUCUUAUACUCGCUCCCGACUAUAGCGAAAUUCAAAUGCAUGGUUUUUCUGAUGCAAGCGAAAAAGCGUAA